AUGUCCUUCACGGUUGACAUCACGAAGAAAUUAGGGGCUCGAGGAAGAGCGCAUGUAUCCUCAGGUUUCAGAUUCUUCCCUCAUCCUAACUCUGCCUUUCAGAAGAAUGAACCUAAAAAAGUCUCGCCACCGCCGACACUGAAAUCAUCUCCCGGCACCUCUGCCCCUGCGACCAUGCCUCGAACUCCCGAUGAUCCUGCUUCUCAAAUUCCUGACCCAAACAUACAUUCAGUCGCCUUGGAUCUCCACCAACGACUCUCCGUUGAAGAACUUGCCGCUUCAAAUCCAAAAAUUGCUGCACAAGCUGUCCCACCAAGAUCGUCCUCCCUUCAUGCGCUUGAGAAGUAUGCUCAAUCCCAACCCGCAGGUAGCGCUUCACCGCCAAUCAAACAAGAACCUAAAGCAGUACAAGAUCCCGUUGUCUUACUUCGGUUCGACAAAUACCUUGCGUCUGGUAAUAUCUGGGAUUUCUGGUUGUGCCAUCAUUCUAUAUACGGCAAGGUGGUGUUGAAAAUCGUUGACCUGCGAGACCCACCGUGUAUCAACCCGUACUAUGAUGAGUAUAUAGAUCCUUUCGAAAUCGUUGAGCAUGCACUUCAAGAAGAAGAAUUGUUGAUGGACGAACUCAAGGAUCUUCAGGGUAAUCUAGUACCCAGGUAUUAUGGCAUGUACUUAUCCGACGCUCUCCCGAAUCUCGAAAUACCUUAUCUAGCAAUGAUUUUAGAAUAUGCGGGAGAACCUCUUGGACCUGGAUUCAUCGACUUGCAUGAAGAUUGGCGAAUCAAAGUCUAUGAAGCAUACAAAGCGAUACACACCCGGGGGGUUGUUCACAAUGACAUAUGCUCACGACAUGUGCUCUAUGACGAGUUUGGACGGAUCUGUCUUGUCAGUUUUCGUCGAUCGGACUCGGUGGACAUGAAGAAUAUCAUGGAUGUUCACGGCGCGGUCAUGGAGGCUGCAAUAGUUAGGACGAGAUUCGGUUUUCAUAAGCCCGGAUCUUUGGAUAUGUCCAAAGAGGUUCCCGAGUAUGCUGCGCAAUUGGACGAUCCCAAAAAAUUUCUCGACUCACUGCAGAAGCCGAAAAAGGAUGGAUAUGAGGAAUCAGAAAGAAGGGAAUGA
Kwoniella mangroviensis CBS 8507 is the source of this 1119-nucleotide messenger RNA. RefSeq lists its product as uncharacterized. The record is from RefSeq and is a predicted model, not a curated record. The transcript is spliced from 3 exons. NCBI's taxonomy places the organism in Eukaryota, Fungi, Basidiomycota, Tremellomycetes, Tremellales, Cryptococcaceae. The coding region runs from base 1 to 1119 and encodes 372 amino acids.